CGCCCUUUGUGUAACAGCUAUGAAAACAUAAAGAUGCCCUCACCGGUUUCAAGGAAGCUCUUUCGCUUGCUGCUACGCGUGCGCUGCGAGUACAGGCACGCCCAAAUACCGCUGGUCGGUGUCGUCGGCUUCAACGCCCCGCCGGAGCUCGAUGUGAGGUCGCAGCUGCUCGCGGCGUUCCGGGAACGGCAGGGGGCGUCGGAUGCUGCGGAGCUAGCGCGCCGGAGCAGUGAGGGCUUCCGAGCCCUGCGCCAGGCGCAGCUGCAGCUGUCGUUGUUGCAAGGCAGCGAGGAAGAGACUCGGGAGGCGCUGCGCUCAUGGUUCUACUUGUGUGACGCGUGGAGCCGCCGGCUGCAGCAGGGCGGGCCGCACCUUGGCAGUAGCAGCAACAGCAGUAGCAAUGCUCCGCAGCAACAGAAUCACCAGCAGCCGAUCACAAGUUCCGCUGCUACUGCGGCUGCCACAGCCGCACCGCCCGCCCACCAGUCAGCCGCCGAGACGGCGGCGGCGGCCGCCCGGGCGGUGCCGGCACAGCUGCGGCAGUUGGCGGCAGCGCUGGAGGAGGGAUCGUUGUUGGUUGAGCGGUUGUACGACGCCAACCACCUGAGUCUUGAGUUUGGGGACGAGGAAGAGGGGCAGGAGGAGGAGCAGGCGGUGGGGGCGGGGGCGGGGGCGGGGGCGGGCCCGGGCUCAGAGGCGGCCACAGGGCUGCAGGAGGCAGCGGCAGCGGCGGCAAGGGCUGAGGUGGCGGCCGAGGGGCGCGGGUUGCCGGCGCCGACCCACCUGCCCGCAGCCCUGCUGGCGCCCACCCCGCUGGCGGCCCGGCGGCGGCUGGAUGGCCUGGCUGCGGCAGUAGCAGCCGCACACCCCGGGCUCUUCACGGAUGCCGCGGCGACGGGCAGCAGCAGUAGCAGCGGCAGUGCCAGUGGCCUUGCGCCGGAGGCUGGUGGCGGCGGUAGCGUGGCGGCGGCUGGGGCGGCCGAGACCUUGCUGCGGCGGCAGCUGGCGGCUGUCAGCCAUACCUUGUUCUACGAGCUCAAGUUCCGGCACGAACCCGUGGAGUGGGUGUACGACGGACUGGCACCCGCGCUGCUACCUCAGGUCAUCACUCGGCGCCGUGGCGUGCCGCUGAGUCUGGCGGUGCUGUACUGCGCCGUGUGCCGGCGGCUGGGGCUGGCGGCGGUGCCGAUCAAGGCAGGCAGCGGCGGCGCGCCGGGCGUGGCCGAGGGCCCGGCCGCGCUGCACGGCCUGCCGCCCGACGUGGCCGCCCGCCAGGCCGGCCGCACAGUGGCCCUGGCGCCCUCGCCCGACUGCUGGCUGGUGGCGGCUGUAGCAGCACCCGCCGCCACGUCCGCUACUGCCGCCACCUCGGCGGCUACAGCCUCCGGCAUGGAGCUGGUGCUUGUGGAUGUGGACCGGCGCGGGCGACUCAUGACGCCGGCAGAGGCGGCGGCGCGCUUUCCCGACCUGCACACAACCCAGUCCGCGCAACACAGCUCACAAACGCGGGCGCAGCGCGCGCAGGAGGUUGUGGAGUCGGCGGAGUCGGCUGCGCUGCUGCCGUUGCUGGCGGCCGCCGCCGGCUCUGGGCCGCUGCCGCUGUGGGGCGAGCUGGCUCGGCUGGUGCUGACGGCGCACACGCGGCGGGGGGAGAGCGAUCUGGUGGCGCACUGGCUGGUGCAGGUGUUGGCUCUGGACCACCGGGCCCCCGAGUGGGCAGUCAUGGCGCCGCCGGCCUAGCCUGCGGCGGGGCGGAGCGCGCCACGAUACGGUACCAGAGCGCGCCACGAUACGGUACCAACUAGCUGACGCUCAGUACAGGCCGAAAAGCCAUGGCCGUGUGUGAUGGGACAGGGUUUAGGCAGGUUGUCGAGGUCCCGUAAUGUGCAGCUGACGCCCAUACCCCAAGCAGACAGCAGACAGUUUGCGGCGGCAGAGCAGAUGUGCAUGGCUGGUCGAACGCCGGAGUUACUGUACCGACAAGUUGCUGGCUGGCGAAAAGCCAUGGCCGUGACUGGGUAUCAAUUGCGAGGCCAUGGCCAUGCCGCCGGUGCGAUGGAUGUGCCAUUGCAAGAAGGGACAGUCCCGCCAAUCAAAGGUGCCCCUUUACCCACGUCAAGAAGGACCAUCUCCGGUCCGAAGGGAAAGUAACCUCCCCGGCGCUGCCUUAGCACGGAAAAUUGCGCGCAUGUCUGCACACGUCGGCGUUCUGCCCAGCGCUUUCUGGGCCAAGCCGCACGAGUUUUGCAGUCUCUGGGGACGCGUGCAGGCUGGGGCCAUCAUCGUGCCAAAGAGGGCCGGCCUUAGGAUCCAGCCUGAGGGACACGCGUGAUGCUGGAAGUAUCCCGGCGGGGGCGGGCCAAAACCCAAACCCAACGGGAGGGAUAAAAUGAAAUGCGCUGACGGUAGCAUGUAAGCCAUGGAAGUGACAGCGACACAGCACUGUCAUGGUGGGGGGUCGGACUGGGUGGAGAGACUUUACCACAGACAUGCGUGCGUCGCUAGCCCAGAAAGUUGUCUGACAGCGCCCCCGGUGCCAGCGCCCAGCGCAAGAGCGCGUUGCAACUAGGGCCGGGAUACUUGUACGAUCAAUCAUGCUCGAGCACGGAAUUUGGGCAGCGCACUUUCGCGGUGUGUGGGCGUUGUGUCACGAUCUGUGGAACGUUCGUUCGAGAAC
This is a messenger RNA of Chlamydomonas reinhardtii, 2677 nucleotides long. RefSeq lists its product as uncharacterized. Lineage: Eukaryota; Viridiplantae; Chlorophyta; Chlorophyceae; Chlamydomonadales; Chlamydomonadaceae. Bases 34 to 1740 code for a protein of 568 amino acids. The transcript is spliced from 8 exons. The record is from RefSeq and is a predicted model, not a curated record.